Molecule: messenger RNA, 1481 nt
Organism: Zophobas morio
Lineage: Eukaryota; Metazoa; Arthropoda; Insecta; Coleoptera; Tenebrionidae
Product: alpha-tocopherol transfer protein-like
Exons: 6
Coding region: 533-1465 (310 amino acids)
Cellular component (GO): membrane
Molecular function (GO): phosphatidylinositol bisphosphate binding
Source: RefSeq, a predicted model, not a curated record
UGUAUCAUGAUUUACGACUAUGCACUCGAAUUAACCAUGCCCCUAGGUUCGAAAGUACCGCCAACCAAUGGCGGAGCAAUUUAGUUUAUCAUCCAUCAUAGGUAUGAAACGAACUGAAACUUAUGAAAACUAAGCGUCUUUCCGAGAACAUUUGCACCCAUCCCAUAAUUUACAAAGUUUGCAGCUCACCAUAUUGUGUUUAUUUAAGAAAAUAUAUACAUACACACAAUAUGUGAGGGAACACAAUAACUAGCAUGUACGCCUAUGGAGUACCAGGAUUUUUUAGCAAAAUCAUACCAUUGGAAGCAUUUGACAUGCUCCCUCCCUUCGCAUUUUUUCAUUCCUGCAGUUGAGGUCGUCAGUUCCUGGUCGCCAGUUCACCUUCUCUGUCACAAGAGUACAAAGAGCAUGAGAUAAAACUGUGUGUAACAGCAAUUGAUAAACUGCCUAACAGUAAUUAAGUGGGUAUUUAUUUUAAAAAGGCAACAAUUCACUCUGUGCCAAAAAUCAACAACUACGUGUGCGUCUUGUCAUGGACAGUUCAACGAACUUGUUUGAAGUUCAUGAUAACAUUUUAGAACUCGUACUGAAUUUAUUAAAUUAUUCAUCAACAAGUUCUUUUUAUGAAGAUAUAAGAAAAAUUAGAGAAUGGAUUAUCAAACAACCACAUUUUCCAGAAGUAAUGGCCGACAAAAACAUCGAAAACUUUCUUAUUUUAAACAAAGGCAGCGUCGAAAAAUGUAAGGAAAAAAUAGAGAAUUACUACAGUGUAAGAACCCACUUAACAGAUAUAUAUGGAAAUAUUAAUCCCAAAUUACCUUACAUGGAAUAUACGUUGAAGGCAAUGUAUUUUGUUCCUCUUCCAAAACUUACAAAGGACUUCUACAGAGUGCUUUACCAUAAAAUACGAGAUACAUCCUUAACGAAAAAUUUGGAUUAUGAUGACGCUGUUCGCCUUUUAGUAAAUAUACAAGAACUUCGUAUGACGGAAGAUAUUACAUAUGGCGAUGUUGUUAUAAUGGACGGUCAAAAUACUCCCCCAAGUCUUCUGUUCAAAGCAAAACCAACAACUCUAUACAACGCACUAGUCGUUAUAUACAAGAAAGUUUUCUCGAAUCGUAUCAAAGCAGUUUACUUAAUAAACGCCCCUUCUUGUAUAGAAUGGUUUCUAACUGUUAUUAAGAAGAUUAUAAAACCCAAAAUAUUUGAGCGAAUACACAUAUGUGAAAACUGGAAUACAAUCUUUGAACAGAUCGGUGAGGAAAUUUUGCCGAGGGACUGUGGAGGUAAAGAAAAAUCUUUGGAAGAAUUACAAGAUAUCCUCGCUCAGGAAUUCAAAAAACACCAGCAGUACUUUGAUCAACUAGACACCCUUCGUGUCAACGAGGAACUGAGGCCUCAAAGGCUUGAAGAUAAUAACAUGUUCGGAUUUUUUGGAAAUUUUAAAAAAUUAGAAAUUGAUUAAAUUCAUAUUUGUUUCA